AUGCAGACUUCCUCCGGGGGUGGCUGGAGGCUGUGCAUCUGGGGCUUUAAAUAUACAAAGAGGGGUUGCCAGGACCUGCGGGAACAGGCGGCGGCGGCGGUGGCAGCGCGGGCUGGGACGCUGAGCUGACCAUGAGCUGCUGAGCCGCGCCAAAUCCAGGCAACCCAGCCAGCGGACCCUCGGAACGCGGCGCCGAGCUGCGGGGCAGGCGCCAGCAAGGCGGCGAGGCGGCCAUUCGCGCGGAGCCAGCGACCCCCGGGCGACGCGCCGGGCCCGGGAGCGCAACGAUGGAGGCGCGAGUGACCUGGGGAGCGCUCGCCGGCCCGCUGCGGGCUCUCUGCGUCCUGGGUUGCCUGUUGGGCCGCGCCGCCGCCGCGCCGGCGCCCAUCAUCAAGUUUCCCGGCGAUGUCACCCCCAAAACGGACAAAGAGUGGGCGGUGCAAUACCUGAACACCUACUACGGCUGUCCCAAGGAGAGUUGCAACCUGUUUGUGCUGAAGGAUACUCUCAAGAAGAUGCAGAAGUUCUUCGGGCUGCCCCCGACGGGUGAACUUGACAAGAAUACUAUCAAGACCAUGCGGAAGCCUCGCUGUGGCAACCCAGAUGUGGCCAACUACAACUUCUUCCCUCGCAAACCCAAGUGGGACAAGAACCAGAUCACAUACAGGAUCGUUGGCUACACACCUGACCUGGACCCAGAGACAGUGGAUGAUGCCUUCGCUCGGGCCUUCCAAGUGUGGAGCGAUGUGACCCCGCUGCGAUUUUCUCGCAUCCAUGACGGAGAUGCUGACAUCAUGAUCAACUUUGGUCGCUGGGAGCAUGGAGAUGGGUACCCGUUCGAUGGCAAAGAUGGGCUCCUGGCUCAUGCCUUCGCCCCGGGUACUGGCAUUGGGGGAGACUCCCACUUUGAUGAUGAUGAGCUAUGGACUCUAGGAGAAGGACAAGUGGUCCGUGUGAAGUACGGGAAUGCUGAUGGUGAAUACUGCAAGUUCCCCUUCCUGUUCAAUGGCCAGGAGUACAACAGCUGCACCGACUCAGGCCGCAGCGAUGGCUUCCUCUGGUGCUCUACCACUUACAACUUCGACAAGGAUGGCAAGUACGGCUUCUGUCCCCACGAAGCUCUGUUCACCAUGGGUGGCAAUGCAGACGGACAGCCCUGCAAGUUCCCAUUCCGGUUCCAGGGCACCUCCUACAACAGCUGCACCACCGAGGGCCGCACAGAUGGCUACCGCUGGUGUGGCACCACCGAGGACUAUGACCGUGACAAGAAGUACGGCUUCUGUCCUGAGACAGCUAUGUCCACUGUGGGCGGGAAUUCGGAAGGUGCCCCCUGUGUCUUCUCCUUCACCUUCCUGGGCAAAAAGUACGACAGCUGCACAACUUCCGGCCGCAGUGAUGGCAAGAAGUGGUGUGCAACCACGACCAGCUUUGAUGAUGACCGGAAGUGGGGCUUCUGCCCUGACCAAGGCUACAGCCUGUUCCUUGUGGCAGCCCAUGAGUUCGGCCACGCCAUGGGGCUGGAGCACUCGCAAGAUCCUGGGGCCCUGAUGGCGCCCAUUUAUACCUACACCAAGAACUUCCGGCUGUCCCAGGAUGACGUCAAGGGCAUUCAAGAGCUCUAUGGGCCCUCCCCUGAUGUUGAUACUGAUGCUGGCACCGGCCCCACCCCCACGCUGGGACCUGUCACUCCAGAGCUUUGCAAACAUGACAUUGUCUUUGAUGGCAUCACUCAGAUCCGUGGGGAGAUCUUCCUCUUCAAGGACCGGUUCUUUUGGCGGACAGUAACACCAGGUGACAAGCUUACAGGACCUCUGCUGGUGGCCACAUUCUGGCCUGAGCUCCCAGAAAAGAUCGAUGCUGUGUACGAAGCCCCACAAGAGGAGAAGACUGUGUUCUUUGCAGGGAAUGAGUACUGGGUCUAUUCUGCCAGUACCCUGGAGCGAGGGUACCCUAAGCCACUGACCAGCCUUGGGCUGCCCCCAGAUGUUCAGCGAGUGGAUGCUGCCUUUAACUGGAGCAAGAACAAGAAGACAUACAUCUUCGCUGGAUUCAGAUUCUGGAGAUACAAUGAGGUAAAGAAGAAAAUGGAUCCCGGCUUUCCCAAGCUCAUUGAAGAGGCCUGGAAUGCCAUCCCCGAUAACCUGGAUGCUGUCAUGGACCUGCAGGGCAGUGGUCACAGCUACUUCUUCAAGGGUGCUUAUUACCUGAAACUGGAGAACCAAAGCCUGAAGAGUGUGAAGUUUGGAAGCAUCAAAUCGGACUGGUUGGGCUGCUGAGCUGGCCCGGCUUCCAUGGCCCUUCCUCUCCAUCCCAUCUGACAGCCAGGCCUUGAGCGCCCGGGAAGGACGAAGAAAGGCCUGGCAGCCCUACCCUCAGCUCUGUUAAUCAGCAUUCUCAUCCUCACCUGGUAAUUUAAGAUUCCAGAGUGGCUCUUCCCUGUGUCCAAAGAAAGGUGCUGAUUGUACCCCUCCCAGGUGUCCCUUUCCUUUCCUCCCCACAAAGAGCUGCUUUGAUAUUCUCAGUGCAGCCCUGCUUUGGGCUGCCCUGGUGCUGCCACACUCUUCUCCCUCCACAACCUUCUGUGGCUCACAGCACCCUCAGAGCCAACAGAGAUCGUCUCAACAGGGCACUGGUGGCCCAACAGCCUAGCAGGGGGCAGUGGGAUAGAGACAUAGCUAGGUGGUAUUCAGAGACACCUGGCUUCUCACUGCUGGCUGCCUUAGAACCCUCCCUUCAUUAGCAAUUUGCUCUGCGUGCACUUUGGGAUUUUUUUCUUUUAUCUUUCCACUAUAUUGCAUUUUCUGACAGAAGGACUCAGGUUGUCUGAAGUCACUGCACAAUGCAUUUCAGCCUGCAUAGCGAUAGUGCCCUGGUUCGCUGUACUUAGAAUGUCCAACCCGUUCGUUUCCUCCACUGGAUGGAGGAAAACUAUACUGUGGCCUCUCGCUCAGCCCUUUCCACCUCUCCUGUCAACAGUUCCCCAUGGGAAAUGGCAACAGUAUAAAUAAAGACACCAAUUGAGUG
Molecule: messenger RNA, 3024 nt
Organism: Castor canadensis (American beaver)
Lineage: Eukaryota; Metazoa; Chordata; Mammalia; Rodentia; Castoridae
Gene: Mmp2
Product: matrix metallopeptidase 2
Biological process (GO): collagen catabolic process; tissue remodeling; extracellular matrix organization
Cellular component (GO): extracellular matrix
Molecular function (GO): zinc ion binding; metalloendopeptidase activity
Source: RefSeq, a predicted model, not a curated record